Molecule: messenger RNA, 2528 nt
Organism: Panicum virgatum (switchgrass)
Lineage: Eukaryota; Viridiplantae; Streptophyta; Magnoliopsida; Poales; Poaceae
Product: protein ACCELERATED CELL DEATH 6-like
Exons: 3
Coding region: 121-2412 (763 amino acids)
Cellular component (GO): plasma membrane
Molecular function (GO): protein phosphatase regulator activity; protein phosphatase 1 binding
Source: RefSeq, a predicted model, not a curated record
AAGCAGCAGGGAGCCAGGGACCGACCACGGCCGACAAUCGACUGCAUAUAUAUAGCACAUACCAACGUACCGAUGGAGACACUCCGAGGUAUCACCACAUAUAUACUAACGUAGUGGUCGAUGGCCGACGAAGCCGAGCUAGCUGCUGCUGCUGCUCCUCCCGCAGCACCAGACAUCAAUGCACGGCCGCCGCAGGCCGUGCUAGAUCCCCAGCUGUUCAUGGCUGCUCGCUGCGGCGACAGCGGGCGGCUGAAGGAGCUGCUGCUGCUGCGGAACGACGGCGACCAGCAAGGAGCCCCUGCUGCGGCCACAGCGACGACGACGGCACAAGUCACCCUGGAAGUUGAUCCGUCCCCCGCCGCAGCUCCAUUGCUGCAUCUCCUUGAUGGUGUGACCGGCAACGAGGGGGACUCCCUCCUCCACGUCGUCGCAGCCUGCGGCGACGGCGAGAACUUCCUCCACUGCACCAAGAUGAUCUACCAAGGCAGAAGCGGCCUCCUGGUCGCGCGCAACAACAGGGGCGACACGCCCCUGCACUGCGCCGCCGGCGCUGGGAACGCCAGCAUGAUCUCCUGCAUCGUUGGGCUCGCGGCGGCCGGUGCCGAGACGAGGACGGUGACGGAGUUCCUGAGGAUGCGGAACAAGUGUGGGGAGACCGCUCUGCACCAGGCGGUGCGCGCUGGCAGCAAGGCCUCCAUGGACGAGCUCAUGUCCGUGGAUCCGGAGCUGGCAGCCGUUCCAAGUGAGGCUGACGAGGGGAACACAACUUCGCCGUUGUACCUGGCCAUUUCAUUGGGCAAGGAGGAUAUUGCAGAGCAUCUAAUCCAGAAAAGCAACGGCAAGCUAUCCUGCUCCGGACCAGAAGGCCGAAACGUUUUGCAUGCAGCAGUAACACGCAGAAAAGUGCUGCCAAUGCUUUUGGAAUUGUUCAAGGACGUGAUGAUCCAAGUGCAACAAGGGGAAGGGGCCAGGCGAGUGAGAACUGUACCCCUUCUCUCGCAGCUGACUAUGCAACGGGACAUUGACGGGAGCACCCCUCUUCACUUGGCUGCAUCACUGGAUUGGUGGCCUGGAGCCUGGAUUGUCUCCGAAAGGUUCAAACACAUUUGGCCAUGGUCAAAAUCUACGGCCACACUGCUACUACGUGCCAACAUUUGUUCGGCGUAUCAACCGGACAAUAAAGGGUUGUAUCCCAUACAUAUUGCUGCCUUGGCUGAUAACCUCGGUGUCACCAAGGUCCUGCUUCAAAGGUGUCCGGAGUGCGCCACUCUGCGAGAUGGCAAAGGAAGAACAUUCCUCCAUAUUGCUGCCGGGCAACGGAGUAGCCUGUUCUCGCGUCACCGUGUGGCUCGCUAUGUGUGUGGACAGCCAAAACUCUCAUCGGUUCUAAAUGUGCAGGACAACAAUGGGGACACCGCGCUUCACCAUGCUGUCCAUGUGGGGAAUCUGGUAGUCUUUAACUUUCUGGUUCAGAAUCCCAAGGUGGAUCUCAGUAUACCAAAUAAGGAUGAUCUGACACCUCUUGAUCUUUCGUGGAGUGAGAUUCCUCAAACUAUGUAUUAUCGAUCGCAAUCAAGAAUUGUUAUGUCGAGGACAUUAGUGUUGGUGGGAGCGCCAGCUGGGGGAAGUCGUUCCGACCUCUUCAUUGAAAAAUAUGUUGGUGAAAUAGAUGAGAAAAAAAUGUCAGAAGAUGUGGCAAAAACAACACAGGCCAUGGGCGUUGUCUCUGUGCUUAUUGCGACUGUGACAUUUGCAUCAGCUUUCACAUUGCCUGGAGGUUAUUAUCAAUCAGCAAGCGACGGUGGUGUGCCUGGGACGCCCAUUCUCGCUGGGAGCUAUGCAUUCAGUGCAUUUAUUAUCGCCGAUGCUUUGGCAUUCAUCUGUUCAUGUUUGGCUACCUUCAGUCUGGUCUUUGCUGGGGUGCCUACCAUGGAGCUCUCCGAACGUCACAAGUAUACCAAGAUUUCUACGAUGUUGCUGCAAGCUUCAGGAAGAAGCUUGAUGGCCUCCUUUGUGUUGGGGUUAUACCUGGUGCUAGCACCAACUGCUCAUGCCACAGCAAUCGCGGUCUGUGUGAUUGGUUCUGGAGCUUUCGUCUUUGGAAACAUGGAAGUUUGGCAGAUGCUCUGCGGUUUAAACACGGCUCGUGCGAGAAUAGGAAUACGAGGACUGCUUGCAACAUGGUAUGAUCUAGCUCUGACCGCCGGUGUUUUUGCAUUGUUCCCCUUCACUUCCUUGAUAGUAAUAUUCGGUCUCCCAGCAGCAAUGAUCAGCAAUCUGCACAAGACUCCCUCCAUUCUAAAUGAGAUAGUUGGACUUGUUUUGAUUUUCUUAUUCAUUGCAAUCGCGGGUCUUCCAGCAAUUCGAUUGAUGGUACAGAGAUGGAAGUAUUAUAAAACUAAGGUUCGUUAGAAUUGUUGGAAGACUUCUUGUAUCAAGUGUAGCUUCAGUUACUUUAUUAUUUCUGAUUUGGGAAGCUCGCCGUUGCAUUUGAGACUAAUGAAGAAAUUUAAAAGGGAAAAUUCCUU